Anastrepha ludens (Mexican fruit fly) is the source of this 3339-nucleotide messenger RNA. RefSeq names its product probable E3 ubiquitin-protein ligase makorin-1. The record is from RefSeq and is a predicted model, not a curated record. Gene Ontology annotation, molecular function: ubiquitin protein ligase activity; metal ion binding. NCBI's taxonomy places the organism in Eukaryota, Metazoa, Arthropoda, Insecta, Diptera, Tephritidae. Bases 475 to 1749 code for a protein of 424 amino acids. Gene Ontology annotation, biological process: protein polyubiquitination. The transcript has 5 exons.
GUAAAUGUCAGUGUCAGUAAAAGUCAGAAAAUUUGCUCAGCGCUUGCAGAAAAGACGCAAAUUGUGAGGAUUUUGUUUAAAGUUUUUGAAGAAGAUUGGAUAAUAGUGGUGGAAAAAGGUAGACGGAGAAUAAUUCAAAAGUGAAGGCAAAACCAAUAGAAUCUGUCUGUUUCAAAGACGACAAAGGACGGAAUACAAGGAUCAAGGAACGAAGUUUGGCGUAUCUGGCAUUGUAGCAGAUAUAAAAAAGGAGAAUAAAGCCGAAACAAUAACUAGCAGGAGUAUCGAUAUAAUACUUGUGAAUUCGUUUGCUAAUCCGUGUGCGUGAAAAACGUGUUAAUUUAUUUGCCGCCAUUCAAACCAUCAAGUGAAAAAACUUGCGGCAGAAGAAGCAGAGCUCUUUAACACGUCUUUUUAACCAGUUCAUUCAACUGAGGACGUUUUUUGAAAAGGAAAUUAGGGUACAAAGUAAAGAUGAGUGCCUCAGCUACUUUUACUCCAUCAGUUGGAGGAGGUGGUGGCGCUUCUGCGCUACCAACCAUAAUGUCUAGCCUUGCCGUCGAUGAGGGUGCAACCGCAGUGUCUAGGGCACCACCAAACAUUGUAGUGAAUCCGGCUAUUUGUCGUUACUUUCAACGUGGUAUAUGUCGUUUUGGGAGUUUAUGCCGCUUUUCUCACGAUCUUUCCGGUGGUGAGGUCAUCAACAAUAGCAGCGUUGAAGCUGAAUCAAUUAAGCCUAUCACAUCUUCAAAAAGUUGCGCUAAAACUACAACGGAAUCUUUGAACGGCCGACCAAGUACAAGUCGGCAAGAUUGGGUAAAUGCGCCAGUAUUUGUACCCAAAACUUAUCGACCAAUGCACAACUUAGGAACAGCUGCCGAUGAUGUGACAAACGAUGGUGCGGUUGGUAUAUGCUCAGAAUAUCUCGACAUUCAUAAAUCAUGGGCCGAUGUAGUUGGUGGAGGUAACGAAGCACAACGUAUGACCCUCGCUGAAGGAGCCGAUGCUGAAGCCAUGUCAGAAAUGGUAUGUCCAUAUGAGGGUCCUUGCCCUUACGGUGCCUAUUGUUCAUACGGCAUACACAUGGAACUUUGUAAAAUGUGCGAUCAAUUAUGUUUACAUCCGAGCGAUCAAACGCAACGUCGGAAGCAUAAUCAAGAAUGUCUUCAGCAACAUGAACAAGCUAUGGAAUGGUCAUUUGCUAUUGCUCGUUCUAAAGAUAAGACAUGUGGUAUUUGCUUUGAUACCAUAAUGGAGAAGGCAGGACGAGAGAAGCGAUUCGGCAUAUUGCCUAAUUGUAAUCAUAUUUUCUGCCUGGAAUGCAUCCGCAAGUGGCGACAAGCAAAACAGUUCGAGCACAAGAUUACGCGCUCGUGUCCUGAGUGUCGUGUAUCUUCAGAUUUUGUUUGCCCCAGUGCCUUUUGGGUGGAAACUAAGGAAGAGAAAGAUAAGCUACUAAACGAUUAUCGAUUAGCGCUUGGUGUGAAAGACUGCAAAUACUUUAAAAAAGGUGACGGCAAGUGUCCAUUUGGAAACAAAUGUUUCUAUAAACAUGCUCUCCCCAAUGGCGAAUUAGUCGAUGUGGGCUGUCCUAAACGAGCGCGCAAACUACAUCGAGGCUCAAAUGAUUUCAUUGAUCUGUUGGAUAUUUACUUAUGGGAGUUUGUCGAGCAACGGGACUACCAUUGGCUUGAUUUUCUCUCGGGCACAAGCGAUGAUAGUGAUGAUACUGAUGUCGCCGAUGAUUAAGUAAAAAACAGUAAAAUACCGCACUAUCGCAAAGUUAUGCAAUAAUUACAUGCUUGUAUAUUUGAUUUUAUGUGCUACCAAGAGUAAAAACUUCGAAAAGAAGGUAAAACCUAUACGAGUAUAAUAGUUAUCAUGUGAAUUAUCAGAGAGAAAAAAGUAAUCAAACUAUGAUAUUUUAUUAGCUGAGGUUGAACCGUUCUAAAGUAUCCUUUCAUUGAAUUGCAUAAUAAUAUUAACAAAAUGCACAGAUCAAAAUGGAGGAAGCGAAUUGGAAUCUAAGAAGAUGCAAAACAUAAUUUUUAAAUAACAAAUUAGGAUAGGAUGAAUGAGCGGUUCUGGCUAAAACCAGUAUAGAAACUGAUGCGAAUAUAUAGGAACACAAUGCAACGAACCUUUUUCGAUUAGUAGAAAUAAACAGUAAAUAAAGUAGACUUAUACAAAUCAAUCUGCUUUCCAGAAAUUCGAAAGGACAGUGAAAUACUUCCGAUAAAAAUGGGCAUUUCGAAAAAGAGUAGUAAAGUAAAAAGUGUGCAGUUGCAUAAUACUUAAAGUUAAAUAUAUUUGCCUACAUACGCUCAUUUGGUAAUUUGUUCGAUGAUGCAGAAAGCAAAUUAGAUAUAUUGAGUAUGGAGAAUUUAUCGAAAACGAAAUAAAAGCAAGCACACAAUACGCUGGUAGCACUUAAAAAACAAAAAAAUUCUAACAAGUGAAUUCAAACCUAUACAUAUACAAGUAAAUUUAAUUGUGAUUUAUACUCGUAUUUGCCGCGCAUAUAAAACCGCCACCAGUGCGUUUGGGCGUGCGCCUGCCUUAAAUGUCCCCCACCAUAGCGCACAACAGACGUGCAGCGGAAGUAAUAUGAAUAGUGGUACAUAUAAUUUCGUGUAUUAUUAGUGAUACAAUAAAUUUCUUUCAUGUAAUAUUAGUAGAGUUGGAAGAAGAGGCAAAUUGUUUGUUGCAUGACGGAAUAUCUUUAAAAAGAAACUAGCCAUCAGCUCGUGUUGAUUCAUGCACCUCUAUUGCUGUCAUGCUGCGACACAGCUUGUCUUAUUACUCCACAUCGUCGCCUUUUUGAGUUUUGUUUUAGAUAUUUGUUGUAAAGUAGGUAAAAGCUAGAAUUGAGUAUAUGCAAACAGGUGUUUAUUGAUUACAUUAAAAAUAACGGUGCAGCAUAAAAAUGUGCGAUUUUACUAAAUUUUUUGUUUGUUACCUUUUUCUUUUUUUGUUUAAAUAUGGCAUAAAAAUGUAUAUACCACAAAAAUAUGAGUUAUCUGAAAAUUCUGAACAUUUUCAUUUGAUUUGUUAGUAAAUUACAUUGAAAGUUAAAUUAUUUUUGAGCUACAUUUUCAAUAUUUUUUUCCAUUUCACCUGUUGUUUGUUAAAUGUAUGAAAAAUAUAAAAAUUUGAUUUCAAAGAAUAAAAUCAAACCCGUUACAAAAGCGUUUGUUACAUAUAAGCUUUAGAAUUAACAUUAUUUUUAUAAAAGAACUAAAACCCUCAUAUGAUAGAAAUAGCGUUAACAGAAUUAGUACUAUGAGUUACAAAUAAUACAAAAAAAAAAGAAGAAAACAAACCGUAAAAUAUAUUAAA